AUGCCAUUGAUUCGACUUUGUAGUCGAACAUGGGUUGUUCUACCUCAUCAUAAUGCCUCGGUCACGGUUGCUCUCGCUACGUUGCAGAGGACGGCUGCCAGUCGUCGCUGUUCAUGGCAAUGGAGCGUAACGCAGAAAAUCCCAUUCUCGACUGGGCGCGCUGCUCUGGGAGAUCAGCAACGCCCACUAAGGACCACCGACCCUGAUAUCGACAUCAACAGCCUGCGGAACACACUGCAAGCCGUGCGAGAAGCCAACCGUGCUUCCUUAGCAGUACGAAAAGGCAGCCAAACUGGCCGCGCUGCCAAAGUCCGCCGGCGCCCGCGGUCGCGCUUUGCCCAAGCAGAAACCUCUGCGGAUUCCCAACCACAACUGAGACGGAGUUUUGACCAUUCUUCCCAGUAUGUGAAUGAAGAGAAGAGAAAGCGCACAGUGAAGAAGGUGGAAGUCCUGGCCACUACUUCGGAUCAUUCGAUCACCGGCACAACCGAAUUAGACGAAGACGUCGGUACAAUCCGCGAGCUGACCAGCUUUUGGCGGCCCGCCGAUGAGGAUCGAACCUUGCCUGCGCGGUUGCGUCUUCCUUGGCUUGUCAACCUACCUGAAUCGACUGGGUGGACAUCGGCCAUCGAUCGGUUGUCUGCUGAGAUUCGCGCCUUUGAACAGUAUGUUACACCGUCAGAAGAGGAACAGCUGGUGGUGGAGACGGCCCUGCAAGAUCUUACUCAAGCCAUCAAAUACACCGACCACGAUCUGGAUGUCGAUGUCAUUGGCUCUCGUGCCACUGGUAUUGCGGAUCCCCUCUCUGAUCUGGAUAUCAACGUAUGGAAACCGCGGACUCCUGCCACUAUGAGCAAACCGAAGACUCCCGUCCAGAUACUGGCCUUGCUGGAAAAGGCGUUUCGUGGCACACAUGAGAAGAUCAAACUGGGCUUUCGCCCUGUUGAGGUCAUCUACAACCUUAGAACGGCUAGAGUACCGAUCUUGCUAUGUAGGCACAAGUUCUCUGGCCUGUCUAUUCAGAUCCAGUGCACUCCGCCCACAUAUGACAGCACCGAAUAUGUCAAGGCAUUUCUGAGAGAAUAUCCAACUCUGAAGAGCCUGUUCAAAGUUUUGAAGCAGCUUCUCUUGAUGCGGGGACUUACUGUUGGCAGCCAUGGGGGAUUGACCUCUUAUCCCCUCCUCAACAUGAUCGUGGCUGCGCUGAAAUUUUCCGAAGGUCAAAUUCACCCCUCGGAUGCUGGAAAGCAGCUCCUAUUCUUCCUCGACAUGUACUCGGAGAUGGACUUUUCUUCCCAAGGCAUUUCCACUCGUCCCUUGCAGUUCUUCCCGAAACGCACCUCCGGGAGGCACGGGAGGCACAAAGCGACCGUCUCUUCUGGGCAAACUCCGUCUCUGAGUGAGCUGUUUCCGCAGGAGCUUGCCGGCCAGCGCAAGAUGACCCUUCACCGGGGCAAAGCAGCUUAUCUGAUGACCCUUCAAGAUCCCGCAAACCCGUUCAACGAUGUUGGUCGUUCUGCCUACAUGAUCAAGGACGUGCAGGCCACGCUCAUCAGCGUCCGUAGCAACUUGAAUCAGGCCAUAAAAGAGUGGGAUCAAUCCAGCCCGGAUUUCAAAACUCAACAGGGUUCCCCGCGGCCUCAGGCACUUCUGGAAUCGUGCCUUGGGGCUGACUAUCGCAUAUAUGAACAGGAGCGAGGUGAUAUGAAAGCCCUAGGACGCCAACUCCUUAUCUCUACAAAGGUUCAGCGAUGA
Exophiala dermatitidis NIH/UT8656 is the source of this 1755-nucleotide messenger RNA. RefSeq names its product DNA polymerase sigma subunit. Gene Ontology annotation, molecular function: mRNA binding; poly(A) RNA polymerase activity. The coding region runs from base 1 to 1755 and encodes 584 amino acids. Gene Ontology annotation, cellular component: nucleolus; TRAMP complex. The record is from RefSeq and is a predicted model, not a curated record. The transcript has a single exon. Gene Ontology annotation, biological process: RNA 3'-end processing. NCBI's taxonomy places the organism in Eukaryota, Fungi, Ascomycota, Eurotiomycetes, Chaetothyriales, Herpotrichiellaceae.